UAUGAUCAGGAUCACUCAACUUUGCCAUACUGGCGACAAGUAUCCAGCUCAAAUUUGCGCUCUGGCAUUCAUCUUAUGCCACCUUGCGAUGCAAUACCACUCGAUUCUUCUACAGCUUUUCCUUCCCGCCCCAGAAGUCUGCCACCUCUGUCAUUGCCACGAAUUGACUCUAACAUUUCUGACAGCUUUUCAAUGGGUCUAGUUGACUGGCUCGCGUGCAAUGCUGGCACUCGACCGAUUGAAAAAUGGAUUAAUCCUGCCAGCAUCGGUCUAAUCUCGGUCGCAUCCUCGGUUAAGCCUAGUAGCAAUGGAAGCAGCUUUUCCGCUGGCCGUCUUCUUGGUCGGUCGUUGGAUCUGCUAGCGCCGAAGGCGGGCUGUAUUGUUCCAGGAGUAGCUAGGUGCCAGACUGGCAUUUUUGGUGCGGCUAUCUGCCCAGUUGAGAUUCCAGAACCCUCCCCAGUUUCAGGAACUGAUGAUCUGGUCUUAAAAGAGAUUCCUGCGGAACCCCGCAUCAUUCGCUACCCUGUGUGGUUUGCUUUCGAUCUUGGCCUCCAGCUCGUUCCCACUGCUUAUACUUUGACCUCUCCGAGAGAUUCCUUGCCAGGAAUCGAAUAUUCAGUGGCGCCGCGUAACUGGUGUAUUCAGGUCUCGAAUGACGCUCGUACUUGGCAAACACUGCGUACUCAUUUGAACGACACCACUUUGAAUGGGUCUAUUGGGGACCAGGCCACAUGGCGCCUACCUUCAGUUCCUUUGCCUCUUUCGCGUCGUAAACCAGCCGUAACAUCUGCAUCUUGUCUUCCUCCAAGUCGAGAUCCUGCUUGUGCUCAAAACCAGCACCAAAAUAUGCCAAGUACUGCAAUACUAUCUGAAUGCACGGUUACUGUGGAGUCAGGCAUGCCAUUAUCUCUUCAGCAGAGCAUUAUUGAACCAGAAGCACCAAUGGCUAUUUCUCGCGCCAAAACUGCUUCAGCAACUUCAGCUGUACAGGCAUCUGUUCCUAUUUUUGCUGUCGUCUCUGAAUGCGACGCUCUCGGUUGCAAUUCUUCGCCAGAAGCUCCAACCCACAUACCAGCACAGUACUCGAAUGAAAAGGAUGCCUCCGGCACGUUUCAAAAUGUCACCGAACUGUCUCAGGCUGCUUGGGAAACGAUUAAGACUUCAAUCAGUGCAACCACAAAGCCAGAAUUCGAAAGGCACCUAACUGAUUCAUUACCUUCAGCUUCUGCAUCUUUUCCAUGUGAUCAGGUUGGUUUCAUCUUAACUUGUUAUCAAUUCUACAUCACCUAA
Molecule: messenger RNA, 1290 nt
Organism: Protopolystoma xenopodis
Lineage: Eukaryota; Metazoa; Platyhelminthes; Monogenea; Polystomatidea; Polystomatidae
Source: the annotation of a GenBank genome assembly